AUAUGGGAAACUAUGAACUAUACAUGCAAAGAAGGAAGCCUGAUACUAUUAAAGUACAACAGAUGAAGGCUCAGGCUAGGGAGGAGAAACAUCAGAAGCAGUUGGAAAGGGCACAAUUAGAGAAUGAAAAGAAGAAAAGAGAAAUAGCAGAAAAGGAAAAGGAAAGAAUAGAACGUGAAAAGGAAGAGCUAAUGGAACGUCUAAAAUAAAUUGAAGAACUGACAAUUAAAGCCCAGAAAGAACUAGAAGAACAGACUCAAAAAGCUCUAGAACUGGAUCAAAAAUGAAAACGAGCAAAAUAAGAAGCAGAGCGGCUUGAAAAGGAGCAUUGAGCUGCUGAAGAGGCGAAGUCUGCCAUAGCAAAACAAGCUGCCGACCAGAUGAAGAAUCAGGAGCAGCUAGCAGCACUUGCUGAAUUCACUGCCAAGAUUGCACUUCUAGAAGAAGCCAAGAAGAAAAAGGAAGAGGAAGCUACUGAGUGGCAACACAAAGCUUUUGCAACCCAGGAAGACUUGGAAAAGACCAAAGAAGAGUUAAAAACUGUGAUGUCUACCCCCUCUCCACCUCCACCACCAGUCAUUCCUCCGACAGAAAACGAACAUGAUGAACAUGAUGAGAAUAAUGCUGAGGCUAGUGCUGAAUUAUCAAAUGAAGGGGUAAUGAACCAUAGAAGCGAGGAAGAACGUGUAACAGAAACAUAGAGAAAUGCAUGUGUUAAGAAGCAACUUCAGGCAUUAA
Molecule: messenger RNA, 738 nt
Organism: Chlorocebus sabaeus (green monkey)
Lineage: Eukaryota; Metazoa; Chordata; Mammalia; Primates; Cercopithecidae
Source: RefSeq, a predicted model, not a curated record